This is a messenger RNA of Planococcus citri (citrus mealybug), 2366 nucleotides long. RefSeq lists its product as uncharacterized. Bases 250 to 2142 code for a protein of 630 amino acids. The record is from RefSeq and is a predicted model, not a curated record. Lineage: Eukaryota; Metazoa; Arthropoda; Insecta; Hemiptera; Pseudococcidae. The transcript is spliced from 2 exons.
AAGACGUCGUCGUUGAUGCUUGAUAAGAUGAUUGUGUCGUGUGUUUGUAAUCGUGUAGUGUAUAGUCAUUUGAAGCAUUUUUAACUAAGAGGAAGACCUGUCUGGUGGUACAUUAAAACGUCGUGCUCGUGUUUAUUUGAGUGCCAUGUUAGCUUAAACUAAUUUCGUGGUUCACUUUUUUUUUUUUUUGGAAGAUUUGACUGACGAUUUAUUCGAUUUCGAAAUUCAUAUUGUUCAUGAUCACUCAAGAUGUCCUCUAAACAACCACAUGAAGAAAACCGCAUUGUCGAUGGCAGCAUCGAUCCUUAUGUUUAUCUUUACAAUGUACCAAACUUGAAAAAAAUAGCAUCGUAUGAAGUAGCUCGAGGAAUAUGGUGCAGUGGUUUGAAGAAGUUCCAGCUUGACAAUGCGCAAGAUAGCUCUCGUCUAGACCGUUCUGUACAGCUGAUAAAGGACUUGAAUAUUCCUAGUUGCAUGAAAGAUGUACUCGAAAAUUACCUACGGGAAGUUGUCCGAAGUAUUAAACGAUGGGCAAAACAUUUUUUAUUUUAUAUGGGAUUUGCCCAGAGAUUUUCCAAAUAUUAUUAUGGUAUUCCUAGCAUCGAUCCAAACUGGUUGGUUUGGUCGACGAAUGGUGAAAUCGACUGUAUAAAAACCGCCAAAAACAUGCUAAAAGUCGACUGUUUGGCAAAUGUGCAUAAAUUUAUCAUUAUGAGCGCCUAUUGCAUGGAGGACGAAAUGAAAAAUUUUUCGUUGGAUUCGUUGCCGGCAGAAUUUUAUGGAAAUGUGAAACAUUUCAACAUUUCCAACGGCUGGGUGUUUUUCUAUUGGAUUUGUUACCUUAGAAAUGAACCGGGUGAAGAGCCAGGAUACCGCGCCAUGGCAGAGAAUUACAAUAUCAACGAAUACUUUUGGAGCCUUUUGAAUCAUACCGAUGAUAAGGUAGCAGUUGUUAUACAUUUGAUUUUUCUAGAUUACGGAAUCAAAGUGAAACAGAAAGAUGAGCGAUAUUACGCCACUUGCACUCGCCUAUUUUUUGGGCGAAUAAUUGCUAAAAUGACUUGCGAUCAGCGUCAAAGUUUGCUUGCGACUAAUAUGGGAAUAUAUUUUUCCCUCGUGUUGUGUUCCAAUUCAUCAUCUCCACGACAUGUACUUCACAUUUGGAGACGUUCUAAAGAUGACGUUACAGAGAUGGAUUUUGUUAUAAUUAUAGGCGAACUAUUGUUUCGUAGUAAACAUAAUCCUGCAUUGAUGUUUUCAUUGACUGAGAUUUGGGAUACCGCUUCUGAUUCCCAAAGAAAUUACCUGAUUCGCCACCGAUCCCAGGCGUACUUCUGCUCAUGCAUUAAUUUUUGUCUUCGCAGCCCCAACCUUCUAGAAUUUGUGAGAAAAUUACUCCAUCAUUUCCCUUCAGAAGAGAGAAAAGAGCUGAUUUUCAAGGUAGCUAAAAGCCCUCGGUUUCACGAAUGUAGUUCCGAAUCGUUCAACUAUUUAGUGAACUCAUUUUUGCCGCACUUCGAGGACCAAUUGGCGCUGAAAGAAUUUGUGAAGCAGUCUCACCAUUUCAAAGAAUAUUUAUAUCGUUUGUUAAUCCGUGAUCAAGAGUAUGAAAAAUUCAUUGAAAAAAUAAAAUUUUAUUGUUCUUAUGAUGCAAGCGCUAUCCAAGUAUUCAAAGAAAAGUUGCUGAAAGAAAUAUUUAUACCAAAAUGUAGUGACAUUGGUCUCAUUUUCAACUUUAGUAAAUGGAAUAAAUUCAGUGAAUUUAUCGACGAAACUUUUGAAAACGAUCUUACCUCGAGACUGGUAGUGAAGCAAGAGUUCAUUAGAAAGUUGAUAACCGCCUCGUUCAAAAGCUUUAAAAAUUUUCGACCCCGUACUCAUGAUCAACUCGCUGAUUACGUGAAAAUUGUGGAAUUGGUAUUUGUAGACGAAGAGUUUAAAAAAGUUAAACCUUCGUUCGGCUCCUUGUGCUUUGUCAUGGUUAUGAACGUAAAUAUCUUUAUUAUGAAAUAUUUCAACCGAAAGUAUACAGAAAGGUGGUCGAAGGGCGAUAUCGAGAAUACUUUGCGUAAUUGGAGAUGGUUCCGGCAAUUCUACAAGAUCACAAUGUUUAUUGCCCAUUAUAGAAGCAUACACAAAUAAUCAGCAUUGAUGGUAUUUUACUAUUUCUGGUACAUAUUCUUUUUUUUUAAUUUUCAAUUUUUCAAAAUCGAUGAAGUUAUUUUUGCUUGUUAAUGUUUUUAAAAACUUGUCAAUAAUUUUAAUUCAAUUUACCUUUCCAUGUACUUAAGUACCUAUUUGUUCAAUUCUUAGAUACUGAAAGAAAGUUGAAUAAUUUUUUUACUCUUCAGAAUGGUUUUUUUUUU